Messenger RNA from Salvelinus fontinalis (brook trout), 3385 nucleotides. RefSeq lists its product as uncharacterized. Bases 2086 to 2991 code for a protein of 301 amino acids. The transcript has 2 exons. The record is from RefSeq and is a predicted model, not a curated record. Lineage: Eukaryota; Metazoa; Chordata; Actinopteri; Salmoniformes; Salmonidae.
GAUAACCUCAUUGCACUUUAUAUCUUCAUAUGGCUUUGCGGCAGACUAGACUUUAUGUUGCAUAUUGCUGCCUUUCACUGUUUGGAAAGUGCAUUAGCACAUUUGCUCACAAAAGAAAUGGGGGGGAAUGAAAUUGCACCACCAUCUAACCCUAUAUAUACACCACUACCCCCAACACACCUUCCCACUACUUUGGCCCCAACAUAACCUACUCCAGACCGUCAGCCUGGGAGGCUGGAUCCCAUUCUCCCCCAAAAAACUGUUCUUCUAAACUAAAAUCUCUGAUAUGCAAAAACUUCUCUGCUGUGGUUCCAACGCAGGGCUAAGGGUCAGAAGGUUGAGGGUUCGCCGACCAUCACAGACGAGCUCACUCUUCCUGCCUGUUUCAUCAAAUCAAAUUUUAUUUGUCACGUGCCGAAUACAAGUGUAGACUUUACCGUGAAAUGCUUCCUUACAAGCCCUUAACCAACAGUGCCGUUCAAGAAGAAGAAAAUAUUUACCAAGUAGACUCAAUUAAAAAGUAAUAAUAAAAGUAACACAAUAAGAACAAUAACAAGGCUAUAUACAGGGGGCACCGGGUACCGAGUCAGUGUGCGGGGGUACAGGUUAGUUGAGGUAAUCUGUACAUGUAGGUGGGGGCGAAGUGACUAUGCAUAGGUAACAAACAAACAGCAAGUGUACAAAAGGGAGAGGGGGUCAAUGUAAAUUGUCCGGGUGGCGAUUUUAUGAAUUGUUUAGCAGUCUUAUGGCUUGGGGGUAGAAGCUGUUGAGGAGCCUUUUGGUCCUAGACUUGGCACUCUGGUACCGCUUUCCGUGCGGUAGCAGAGAAAACAGUCUAUAACUUGGGUGACUGGCGUCUCUGACAAUUUUAUGGGCUUUCCUCUGACACCGCCUAUUAUAUAGGUCCUGGAUGGCAGGAAGCUUGGCCCCAGUGAUGUAUUGGGCAUUUCGCACUACCCUCUGUAGCGCCUUACGGUCAGAUGCCGAGCAGUUGCCAAACCAGGCGGUGAUGGAACCGGUCAGAAUGCUCUCGAUGGUGCAGCUGUAGAACAUUUUGAGGAUCUGGGGACGCAUGCCAAAUCUUUUUAGUCUCCUGAGGGGGAAAAGGUUUUGUCGUGCCCUCCUCACAACUGUGUUGGUAUGUUUGGACCAUGAUAGUUCGUUGGUGAUGUGGACACCAAGAAACUUAAAACUCUCGACCCGCUCCACUACAGCCCUGUCGAUGUUAAUGGGGGCCUGUUCGGGCCACCUUUUCCUGUAGUCCACGAUCAGCUCCUUUGUCUUGCUCACAUUGAGGGAGAGGUUGUUGUCCUGGCACCACACUGCCAGUUGUCUGAUCUCCUCCCUAUAGGCAGUCUCAUCGUUGUCGGUGAUCCGGCCUACCACUGUUGUGUUGUCAGCAAACUUAAUGAUGGUGUUGGAGUCGUGUUUGGCCACGCAGUCGUGGGUGAACAGGGAAUACAGGAGGGGACUAAGUACACACCCCUGAGGGGCCCCAGUGUUAAGGAUCAGCGUGGCAGACGUGUUGUUGCAUACUCUUACCACCUGGGGGUGGCCCGUCAGGAAGUCGAGGAUCCAGUUGCAGAGGGAGGUGUUUAGUCCCAGAGUCCUUAGCUUAGUGAUGAGCUUCGUGGGCGCUAUGGUGUUGAACGCUGAGCUGUAGUCAAUGAACAGCAUUCUCACAUAGGUGUUCCUUUUGUCCAGGUUGAGAAAGGGCAGUGUGGAGUGCGAUUGAGAUUACGUCAUCUGUUGGGGCGGUAUGCGAAUUGAGAGUGGGUCUAGGGUGUCUGGGAGGAUGCUGUUGAUGUGAGCCAUGACCAGCCUUUCAAAGCACUUCAUGGCUACCGACGUUUCUGUGCCAAUGAUCUCCAGAGCCCUGUUCCUCCUCCACGCACUCUCCCUGUGGUGCGUGUCUCCAGCCCAGUACCUCCAGUUCCGGCACCACACACCAAGCUUACUGUGCGUAUCCAGAGCCCUGUACACACUGUUCCUUCUCCCCGCAUUCGCCCUGAGGUGCGUGCCCUCAGCCCGGUACCACCAGUGCCGGUACCACGCACCAGGCCUCUAGUGCGCCUCGAGAGUCCAAUGUGCCCUGUUCCUGCUCCCCGCACUAGCCUUGAGGUGCGUGUCUCCAGUCCGGUACCACCAGUUCCGGAACCAUGCACCAGGCCUACUGUGCGCCUCAGCAGGUCAGAGUCGGCCGUCUGUCCAACGCCGCCUGCACUGCCUGCCUGCCCAGCGCCAUCUGAGCUGCCUCCCUGCCCAGCGCCAUCUGAGCUGCCUCCCUGCCCAGCUCCGUCGGAGCUGCCUGCCUGCCCAGCUCCGUCGGAGCUGCCUGCCUGCCCAGCGCCAUCUGAGCUGCCUGCCUGCCCAGCGCCAUCUGAGCCGCCCGUCUGUCCCGAGCCAUUAGAGCCGUCCGUCAGUCAGGAGCCGCCAGAGCCGUCCGUCAGUCAGGAGCUGCCAGAGCCGCCCGCCAGUCAGGAGCUGCCAGAGCUGCCUGCCAGUCAUGAGCUGCCCUCCAGUCAUGAGCUGCCUUCCAGUCAUGAGCUGCCCUCCAGUCAUGAGCUGCCCUCCAGUCAUGAGCUGCCCUUCAGCCCGGAGCUGACCCUCAGUCCGGAGCUGACCCUCAGUCCGGAGCUGACCCUCAGUCCGGAGCUGCCAUUAGUCCGGAGCUGCCCUUCAAUCCGGAGCUGCCUCUCUGUCCGGAGCUGCCUCUCAGUCCGGAGCUGCCCCUCUGUCCUGAGCUACCUCUCUGUCCUGAGCUACCUCUCUGUCCUGAGAUACCUCUCUGUCCUGAGCUACCUCGCUGUACUGAGCUACCUCUCUGUCCUGAGCUGUCUCCUCAAUCUAGUGGGGACCUUGGUGAAGAGGGUCGCCACUCAAAGGACGCUAAUGAGGGGGACAAAGACAAUGGUGGAGUGGUGGCCUCGUCCUGCGCCGGAGCCGCCACCGCGGACAGAUGCCCACCCAGACCCUCCCCUUGAGUUUUAGGGGGUGCGUUCGGAGUCCGCACCUCAGGAGGGGGGUACUGUCACGUUCUGACCAUAGUUCUUGUGUGUUUUGCUUGUUUUAGUGUUGGUCAGGACGUGAGCUGGGUGGGCAUUCUAUGUUGUGUGUCUUGUUUGUCCGUUUCUAUGUUUGGCCUAAUAUGGUUCUCAAUCAGAGGCAGAUGUUUUGUGUUGUCUCUGAUUGGGAAUCAUAUAUAGGUGGCUUGUUUUGUGUUGGGGAUUGUGGGUGGUUGUUUCCUGUCUCUGUGUUUUCUCUGCACCAGAUAGGGCUGUAGCCACGUUUGUUAUUUUUGUUAUUUUGUAUUUUGUAAGUGUUCACUGUUUAAUCGUCAUUAUUAAAUCAUGUUGAACACGAGCUACGCUGCGUCUUGGUCCAA